This is a messenger RNA of Phytophthora nicotianae INRA-310, 3267 nucleotides long. RefSeq lists its product as hypothetical. Gene Ontology annotation, biological process: activation of GTPase activity; nucleocytoplasmic transport. The record is from RefSeq and is a predicted model, not a curated record. Gene Ontology annotation, molecular function: GTPase activator activity; small GTPase binding. NCBI's taxonomy places the organism in Eukaryota, Oomycota, Peronosporomycetes, Peronosporales, Peronosporaceae. The transcript has a single exon. Gene Ontology annotation, cellular component: perinuclear region of cytoplasm; cytosol; nucleus. The coding region runs from base 1 to 3267 and encodes 1088 amino acids.
AUGGAUACAUUAGGCGUUCCAGAAGGAGACACUGAAAACAAGUCUUCCUCGCAGUCUAACAAUGUGAGUCCUGCCAUCUCAGAGAUGUCAAUUGUCGAACUGCUGCAUAACACGGAGCUGGUGGGUAGUGGCCGUAAAGGUCUUGAAGGAGAUGAAAAUUCACAAUCUACAGAUGAACACUACGAUAACAACAAGAGCGACAACAAUGCUGCCACUCCGCGGAAAGAGGCGUGGAUUCACGUCGUUGAAUCCGUUCCAGACUUGCAGGUCAGCAUUUUUGAAUUUGUGCCUCCACCAGCUUCGUCGGAUACCCCCAAGACUGCUGGAAUUCCCACCGUUAACGGUGAAAAUACUGUCACGGCCGAGAAGAAAAUUCGUCAGAUAAAACGCGUGAGCUUUGCACCAGACACCGAAGUCAACAGCACUUUGAUCCAUGACCACGUGCUCCUGAUUGACGAUUCAACUGAGAAAUCUGGACCUCUGUCGGUAGUGGAGCAGAGUCGCCAGGUUGAGAGAAGUUACGCCGUUCCUGACGAUAUCCCAGCAUUUGGAUGGUAUGAUUGCUUCCAGCUUGGUCUGUCACUGACGUACACGACACUCUGUCUUCGCCGUAGUAUCUCCUCUCGAUGUUUAGUUCUGGAUGAUCAGCAGAUGCAGCAAAAGCGACGACGCUCAUGUAUCACAGCAACGCAAAUUUCAGUCCUCGCACAUGCAGGAUUGGCUUUCAACACCAGCACAAGAUCGUUAGUUGUGCAACAAGGACAACCUCCACCACCAGUCAAAGAGAAGCCAAAACGAAGAUCUCACAGAUCGAAACGUCUGGGAUUUACGAGGAUAGCGACAAGACUUAGACACCGGAAGAGAUCGAACUCUAAACACAAAUGGGCCGCCAAGCUGUCUCAUCCUGUGAGACUCAAAGUCAAGCUAAAGGUCACAUUGAAAUUUAAACGUAGAGAUCCAGCAAACGUGGCCAAGAACAAAAUAACGAAAGGUGCAGACAAGAACAAGAUCGGUUCUUACGGAGCCAUUGCAGUCUUCCGAGCUCUUCGCGUUAACCAGACGCUGUUAUCGCUCAGGUUAGAGUAUGCCGCGAUCGAUGAUGCAGCCAUGAGUGCUCUGGCUGCAGCACUACGAGUUAAUUCUUCGCUAACUCACCUCAGUCUGGUUGGUAAUCGGAUCGGUCCUAAUGGAGCUCGCGACCUCGCGGAUGCUUUAGAGGACAGUCCAGACUCGAUGCUGCUAGAUUUGGAUCUUCGUGACAAUCGACUUGGCUCUCAGGGCGCAGAUGAACUCGGUCGAGCACUUCGAGAAAACGAGACGCUUACACGCUGUGACUUUUCUUGGAACCAAAUGGGUCCGCAAGCUGUACUCGGUCUGCUCUCAGCGUUGCGAGACAACUUUGCUCUUCGCGAACUGUGUGUAUAUGGACGUGAUCUGGCCGAAGACGGUACUCAGUAUCUCUCGAAUAUCGACUUCGAUUCAGCGAAGCGGAUAGUUGUGGCGCUGCGUCAUCUAAACGAGAGUUUUGCUUUAAUUCGGUUAAGUGGAGUUCGAGCUAUUCUCCCAGUCGACAAGGUCAAAACAUCGCGAUGGAUACAUCUCGCUAACCGAGAACUGGUGGAACUUGACGGUCUGGUUAUUGCAGGGCUGGUACCUCAAAACAGCAUGUUGUUAUCCCUAGAUCUACAUGAUAACCCAGGAUUAGGAAGAACUGCAGUGCUGGAGUUACUAACUGCUAUCAAGAGUUGCGCGACUUUACGAGAUGUUAACCUGUGUAAUACAGGGCUAUUCCCCGAAGCCGGAGAGAGUGUAGGAGAGCUCGUGGCUCUAAACAGCACGCUCUUGACCAUCAAGAUGCACGAUACCGUUAUUUCCGUUCAACAAGUACGUGGUAACCAGAAAUCUGGAGAAGUUCCAGAAAAAAUGGAGUUUUAUGUAGAUUCGCAGCAUUUUUUGGAUCGCUGGAUUAUUGCCAAGUGUUUUGCUGUGAAUCGCCUGACACAAGAGCUGAACGAGUUGCGUCUUCCUGACGUCUCACGUUCUACAAAGACAGUUGUGAACUUGGCUACAAACAGCAGAGACCAUCGAGAUCUGGUCACUGUGAACUUAUGUGGCCGUCGACUGGAGCUGUAUGAAGUAGCAUUUCUAGGUAAGAAGAUGCUGCAUCAUCUUCAUCUCGGUCGAGUAGUGUUGAACAGCUGUAUGCUCGACAGCGCAGCAGCUCGUGCGUUGGCUGAUGGAGUGCGUAACCACUCCACGUUGCAUACUCUCGAGUUAGAGAACAAUCCACUGGGACCUAUUGGGGGCCAAGCAUUGGCUGAGUGUUUGGCGUCAAGUAGUGCUCUCACUUAUCUCAACUUGAGCUGGACGCAGCUUGGUGACGAUGGGGUCAUUGGUUUUCGAGAAGCGCUGAUACGUAACAAAUCUAUUGAGAGAUUGGACUUACGGGGCAACGAGUUGCGUGUACGAGGUGUUGUAGCUAUAGCCGAAGGCUUGCGUCGUACUGCCACACUUCGUGAACUUCACUUGCGUUGGAAUACCGUGUCUCCUGCGGGCGCUGAAGCGUUAGCAGUUGCACUGGACGUUAACAAGAGCUUGGUUCUGCUGGAUAUUGAACACCAUACGAUGGGCUCUCGUGGUGCAGUAGCAUUUGCAUCGAUGUUGGAGAGAAACAAACACCUUGAACACCUCAAUAUUGGUGGUACAGACUCCGACGACGCACUGGAUGCAGGUCCUGGCAUCGGGUCCGAGCAAGCCCAGCGAAUCGCUGAGGUGCUUAUUAACUGUAACCGGUCACUGCGUAUACUUCAUAUCGGUGCUAACCGUAUUGAUGCCGAUGCUGUGGCUCGCUUUGGAGAACUACUCAAGUUUAAUAAGACACUGAUGGCACUGGACUUGUCGUAUUCGGGCCUGGAUGCGACCAAAGCUCCGCGAUUUUUUGCGUGUCUUUCGGCGAAUAGUACGUUGCAGCGUUUGGAUCUGGCACACAAUCGAAUUGGGAAUGAAGGUCUGGUGGCUUGUACUCGCGCACUGGAAACCAAUCGGACGUUGCGCGAGCUCAACUUGGCUUACAACCACAUGACUGAGGAGCCUUUGGCAGUGCUGGCAGCUAAACUUCACAGUCAAAAACGACUAAUUACCCCCACGUUGGAGUGGCUUUGCCUUACAGGCAACAGUAUGACAGAACGUACUCGCAGACAGUUCCUAUCACUACCACAGAACGUCAUUGCGAUAGAGCUGCAAGAUAAAGAUGACCAGGACGAAUAA